AUGCCUCCUCGAGCUAAACCAGCCGCAUCCUCUGGCGAACCACCACCGCACAAACAAGACCAGUUCCAUCACGCCAUCCCGAGAUUCAUAUUGCGACGUUUUCAAGUCGGUCCAGAGCGCCAAAAAGAAUACAGACGUACCAGUGUUGAUCCUGAAUAUGUCCUCUACUAUGACUUGGCCUCAGGGAGCCUCGGUGAUCGUCCCAUCGGGAAAGUUUAUGGGCUCAUGAACCUCUACAGGGAUGCAAGUAACCCUCGGAACGUCAACGAGCUGGAGAAAAAUCUUGGCGACCUUGAAGCAGGUGCCGCGGUGAUCAUCCAAACCCUCCAUUCCAACCUUACCAGCGGCAAGGUCACCCUUAAACGCCUCGGUGUUGAACGGCUGCGGAAAUUCUUAUUCGUGAUGCACUACCGCAACCUGGGAGGAUCAUACUUCGAUCCUGAUCAUCCCCAUGGAGGCUCGACAAUUCGGCAGUGGGUCGAGCGCUAUAAAACCAAGCAUCCAUCAUGUCAAACACACACCGAUGUAUGGCUGUCUGUCCUCCGCUACUACUUGGAUACUCCCCAUUCCCAGAUCGUCAAUGAUGCCACUGCGAUAUAUAAAGAACACGGAAUGGAGAAGGUUCAUCUUCAGAUGUUGACCGACACAGUCGAUCCCAACAUGGAGCACUACCCGGCUCUUGCGUAUCAAAAGCAGGCCGGCAUGAGUUUCCUUUGUAUAUGGGAAGCUCAUGACACAUCAGAGUUUAUUCUGAGCAACAGUGGUUUUGGACUGUGGGAGGGCCUAGCUGCAUCGGGCGACUACAUUCAUCGUGUCUUUGUCGUCAGUCCUCGGAUUGCAGUCGUUUUACGGUCCAACUUACUAUUCAUGUUCGAAACGAUGGGGCCAGUGAACAGCGACCUGCUUCAGAUUCCCCAAGAACGACCUGUAUCGAAACUCGUCGAUGGGGAAGCUGCAUUCCCCGAAGGCUCCGAUCCUUCGUCCGUCGAUUUCACUCUUCUCAGAUCACCUGACGACCUCUUCACAUUCACCAUAACCAAAUUGUCCCUCGCUCAAACCGACGCUCUUAACGCCGUCGUUUUGAAGAAUGUUAGCCAGGAUGGGGCCAUCACAUUCUUUGGGAAGGAACGUAUGUUCAGAACCGUCCGCUCAUUCUGUCACGAUCCAAAGAACAAGUAUGAUCGACUAAAGUUUCUGUCAUUAAUGCGGCACCUAUCGGAC
Messenger RNA from Desarmillaria tabescens, 1221 nucleotides. RefSeq lists its product as uncharacterized. The annotation marks the transcript as partial. The record is from RefSeq and is a predicted model, not a curated record. Lineage: Eukaryota; Fungi; Basidiomycota; Agaricomycetes; Agaricales; Physalacriaceae. The transcript has 2 exons.